Messenger RNA from Caenorhabditis remanei, 903 nucleotides. RefSeq lists its product as uncharacterized. The coding region runs from base 1 to 903 and encodes 300 amino acids. Gene Ontology annotation, molecular function: protein serine/threonine kinase activity; ATP binding. Gene Ontology annotation, biological process: protein phosphorylation; mitotic DNA damage checkpoint signaling. The record is from RefSeq and is a predicted model, not a curated record. The transcript is spliced from 4 exons. Gene Ontology annotation, cellular component: cytoplasm; nucleus. NCBI's taxonomy places the organism in Eukaryota, Metazoa, Nematoda, Chromadorea, Rhabditida, Rhabditidae.
AUGUGUGAAAAGUGUAUAAUUUUUCGAACAGAAUUUUUUUUCAGGGAUAUCAAAGAAGUCAACAAAGAUACGUUCGACUACAAGGCAAUUGAAAAAAUUGCAGACGGUCGUUUUUCGACAGUUUUCAAGGGAUUUCAGAAUGGUAUUGGCAGCGAGAGACGCACCGACGGUGGUGACCAAAAGAAGGUCAUCAUAAAAGUUUAUCCGAAACAAGCUGCCGUUUGGCGUAAUUCUAUUGAGAUUAAGAUUCUCAAGGGUCUGCUGAAAGUCGACUGUUUCCCUCAAUUUCUUGACGCAUACAAUGGGGACAAAUACAUUUUCAUUGUUAUGGAGCCGGCUGGAGAGAGCCUCAAAACCGUCGUCAGCAGAAGCCCGAAUGGAAAGAUUUCGAAUGAGAAUGCGGUACGUGUCGGAUUCCAACUCCUACGUGCAGUGCGUUACUUGCACUUAGGUGGUUACAUGCAUCGGGAGAUUUCAUCUGGCAAAGUUUUGGUGGGACUGAUCAAAAACCAAGUCUUGAUCAAGCUCACCGGUUUCGGAGGUGCCACUUCGAUCGAAGUCAAGAACCGGCGCUCGUCGUUGUUCGUUCAGAUCAACAUGCCGCCUCGUCCGAAGUACACGGUCAUCGAAGACUUCUUGAAGGCGGUGGGUGUUCUCGUGGAAAUCGCUGUGCCAAAUGCUCGUGGAAUGGAAGGAAUUAACAUCAAAGAGUACACGAUGCCAGCGCUUCAUAAUAGCCAGAUGUGGAUUGGUGAGAUCUGGCAAGGACUCAAAAAGUUGGUUGAAGAGAAGAAUCCAGACACUGAUUUCAUGUACGGUCUCCUCAACAAUGCUGUGUCUGGACUCAACAAAAAAUCGCCAAUGAGCUAUUCCAUCUCAAAUGGGUCUUUGAUUCUUGAUUAA